AUGCUCCUCCUCACCUACCUAUUCUUCUUUUUGAGCCCAUGCUGGGCUCAAAACUUGUCCGAAAUGAUUGCUCAAAACCCACUGCUUGCAAAAAUGUCAAUGUUUCAAGAGUACCAAGAGAACUCAACAAUUCCAUUGCCAUCGUCUCCAGAGGACACCGAAGAGGAUGAGGCGGCGAGGAGAAUGGUAAAUUCUUAUUGA
Molecule: messenger RNA, 201 nt
Organism: Caenorhabditis remanei
Lineage: Eukaryota; Metazoa; Nematoda; Chromadorea; Rhabditida; Rhabditidae
Exons: 1
Coding region: 1-201 (66 amino acids)
Source: RefSeq, a predicted model, not a curated record